Daphnia magna is the source of this 872-nucleotide messenger RNA. RefSeq names its product cuticle protein 6. The record is from RefSeq and is a predicted model, not a curated record. Gene Ontology annotation, molecular function: structural constituent of chitin-based larval cuticle. Lineage: Eukaryota; Metazoa; Arthropoda; Branchiopoda; Diplostraca; Daphniidae. Bases 16 to 756 code for a protein of 246 amino acids. Gene Ontology annotation, cellular component: chitin-based extracellular matrix. The transcript has 3 exons.
GCUGAUUAAUGCGAUAUGGCAGCGCAAUCUAUACAGGUACUGAGCCAUACUCUUUUGAAUUGUUCCGGAAAAGUUGACGCCUUCAUCCCCCACAAGGAUAAGUAUAAAAGACUUUUAUCCGAUAGAUUCAGUCAUCAUCCAUCUCUCUCUCUGCUCUCACAUCCAUUUCAGCGAAUCAAAAUGAAAUCUACCGUCGCAUGUUUGUUGGUUCUCGCUGUUGCAACUCAAGCCCAAUGGUUUCCCAACUACCAACCUGACGCUGGAAGAUAUUAUCCAGGUGUCACAGGUGCCUUAGUGGCUCCUGUCGCUUACGCCGGAGUUCCGGCAGCUGCUGUCCCAUCGUACCACGCAGUCCCCAGCUUCACUUCCAGCCAAUACCACGCUCAGGAUGAGAUGGGCCAAGCCAGGUUCGGUUAUGCUUUUCCUGGACAGGCAUCGUCCAACUACCGUGACGCUAUGGGCAACCAGAUCGGCAGCUACGCUUACUUCAAUCCGGAUGGCAAAGAGGUCCGCGUUGCCUACACCGCUGAUCACCGAGGCUUCCGAGUCCUUUCUAACGAUCUGCCAGUAGCCCCAGUGGCCAAUUUGGUCCAGGUCCCGGACACGAUCGAAGUGGCACAGGCUAAAGCCGCUCAUAUGGCUGCUCAUGUUGAAGCCAGAGCCGCUCUUGCUGCUGCUAGAACUGCUUCAGUAGCUCCCGUUGCCUCUGAAGCUGCACCUGCUGCUGCUGAAACAGUUCCAGUCCCUACCGCCUGAAUUUUGAGCAAUUAAAAUGGAUGGGGUAAAUUUCAAUGCUUCCUGUUGUAAAAUAGCAGAUUUUUUUUUUUUCCAACUUAGAAAAUCGAACGAAAUACAAAAUUUUAUGCAAUAAA